Molecule: messenger RNA, 2202 nt
Organism: Oncorhynchus keta (chum salmon)
Lineage: Eukaryota; Metazoa; Chordata; Actinopteri; Salmoniformes; Salmonidae
Product: T-cell differentiation antigen CD6-like
Exons: 13
Coding region: 154-2010 (618 amino acids)
Cellular component (GO): membrane
Source: RefSeq, a predicted model, not a curated record
GCAUUGUACAGGCACAGAAAAGAGCGCUCCGGAUGACAUUUUCACACAGUUUGGGGUUAUGCAGUGAUCAGAGCUAGAUAUCAAGGGAAACUUACAUUUUCCUGUUUUCAUUGUUUUAUUUUCCAAUAGUGUGUCUGAAUAGACAAAUACACUAUGCAUUUGGUGAUACUCAUUUUAAUCCUCCAAACGCUUCAAUCUUGUCAAGCAUAUACAGAUGACUCCUCUCAAACUGGAAAAAAUGCAUCACAAUCAGAGCUUAAUAAGACUCAAACUGAGCCCUAUAUAACUCAACAAUCCAAUGCAUGCUCCUGGAGUCCCAGGAUCCUUAGAGAUGAGAUAUGGACUUCAGUCACAUUCACUGCAGAGUCCAGAGACCAAGUAGCCCAUCAGAUCUGUAUGGAACUUGGCUGUGGUGGAGUCUACAGUCUUAAUGAGACCAGCGCACCACCCAACAGUACCUGCCUCACAAACUGCACCUACCAUGAAUAUCAUCUUCAGAACUGUUCCCAUGUUGUGAGGAUGAAUUGCACAAUGGUGUCCGAUGUCGUUUGUGAGCAUCAGGCUGUGAGGCUGGCUGGAGGCGAGCACCGCUGUGCUGGACGUGUAGAGCUGUGGAGAGAGGGGCAGCAGUGGGGCACGGUGUGUGACGAUGAGUGGGACUUGAGGGACGCUGAUGUGGUAUGUGCCCAGCUUGGCUGUGGGUAUGCUUUGAGUGUGACAGGGCAGGGUGGUGCCUUCCCUCAGGGCAAGGAUCCCAUCUACCUGGAUGAGCUGAAAUGUACUGGCAAAGAGGAAAACCUGUGGCAGUGCCCAGCGUCAGAUGAAAGCCAUGACUGUGGGCACAAGGAGGAUGCUGGGGUGGUAUGCUCAGAGCUGAAGGCAGUGAGGCUGACCGGAGGUGUGGACCGCUGUUCUGGUAAAGUGGAGAUCCACCGUAAUGGAUCAUGGGGGACAGUGUGUGAUACCUGCUGGGGGAAGGAGGAAGCCUCAAUGGUGUGUUCCAUGUUGGGCUGUGGGGAGCCAGUUCAUUUUCUAGCUUUCAUACCCCCUUUCACUCACAAUGAUAGUACCCUGUGGUACUACCAAUGCUUUCCAAAUCACACAGACCUUUGGCAGUGUAAGGAGUAUGCCAACAAGACAACAUUGUGCGCUGACUCUAAAGCGGCUGGACUUAUUUGUAGUGGAUCACAUGGACGAUAUCUUCCAGUUACAACAGAAGCAACUACAACAGUAUUAAGCAGGAGGCCAGGCCUAGUGACUACAGCCAGUGUUUCAAAUGAUGGCUUCCCAUUCUCCAUGUCCCUAGAGCUGCUGGGGUGCAUCUCCCUAUCCUUCCUUUUGCUCAUGGCUCUGGUCACAAACGUUCUGCUUUGCUGCCACUACAGGAGGAGAGAUGCUCUCUUAGUCCAGCACCGACAUGCUAACCUGCAAACGCCAACUGAGCAUGACAACGACUACCGGGACUCUGUGAAUCUCAUCAAGGUCACAACCAGUAGCCCAACAGAAAAUGAUGUCCCAUCAAAUCCCAGAUAUCAGUGGACCCAGAGUAGUGUGGACAGCACCUCAGUGGAUACAGACUAUGAGCAGUGUGAUCUAAGCACCGAGGCAGCUGUGCAUAUGACCACCUUUCAGAAUUCUAUACGAUACAAACAAGAUACCAGGAACCCUUUUAUGAGGGCUACAGCUCUGGACAGUCUAUCUGAGGAAGCACAUGCAGGAGACAACCAUACCGUUUUCAUAGGAGGCAUUGUUGACCAAGAUCCAGGAUGCAAUUUAGGGCCCCCAAGUGUGGACUCCUUUGAUUCUUCCAGCACCUCCUCCGAGGAAUGCUAUGAAAACACAGGCAAAGAUGUAGAGAAUCUAGUGACAUCAGGAGUGGCUGAUGGGAACAGUGGUGAUUAUGAGGAGGAGGGCCACCUGAACUCUCCUGACCCCAACCAGUCCUCCUCAGAGGGUGACUAUGAUGACAUCGCUAACUACCUGGACUCAAACCUAGAGCAAGGCUACUGAAUGAGCUGGAAGGACCUACGUUUUACUGUAUAUGUCAAUGUUUCUGUUAAUAUAAAAGAGUGGCUAGCUAAUUGUUUGCAAUGUUUGAAAUUAUGUAUUAAUGUAUAGUAUACAUACAGUAUGUAGGUAUAUUAUGUAUGUUUUGUAUUUUGUGUUUUUAGGUGUGAUAAUAAAAAUGUAAUAUUUGUUUAA